This is a messenger RNA of Ilex paraguariensis (yerba mate), 420 nucleotides long. The record is from the annotation of a GenBank genome assembly. Lineage: Eukaryota; Viridiplantae; Streptophyta; Magnoliopsida; Aquifoliales; Aquifoliaceae.
AUGACUGCUUAUGUUUUACAACAGCAGGGAAAUCUUAUACAACUAGUAGAUCAAGCCCUCGGAUCUGACUUCUCUCGGAAAGACGCGAUCACAAUUUUAGAUUUAGCAAUGAUGUGCACUAACCCAUCCCCUACACUCAGGCCAACCAUGUCUGAAGUUGUAAAAAUCAUGGAAGGAAAGACUAAGAUAAUUUCCUCUAGAAUCAGUGCCCCUUACCCAAUGGAUGAAUUUACAACUGCCAAGGCCAUAGCUGCUCUUUCUCAAUCCUCUCAAUCCGGGAGCACAUCACAAGAAGGGGCAUCAAACACUACAUUAUCUCAUUCUGCUAGCAAAGAGAUUGAAGAAUCUACUUUAUCUGCUGAUUAUGCAGCUGAGAUGAUCAAUGGACAACGGGGGAUAUCAGCAACGGAGACAUCUUAG